This is a messenger RNA of Magallana angulata, 3725 nucleotides long. RefSeq names its product probable ATP-dependent RNA helicase DHX37. The transcript has 26 exons. Bases 109 to 3585 code for a protein of 1158 amino acids. Gene Ontology annotation, cellular component: nucleolus; intracellular anatomical structure. Gene Ontology annotation, molecular function: RNA binding; ATP binding. The record is from RefSeq and is a predicted model, not a curated record. Lineage: Eukaryota; Metazoa; Mollusca; Bivalvia; Ostreida; Ostreidae. Gene Ontology annotation, biological process: maturation of SSU-rRNA from tricistronic rRNA transcript (SSU-rRNA, 5.8S rRNA, LSU-rRNA).
CCAUACAAUUUUAUAAAUAGUCGGAUUUUUGCGAACUAUUUUCUACAUGCGUUAUUGCCGGAAGUGGAGUAAGAAGGCAUUAAACCAUGUGGAGUAGCUGAUGUAAACAUGGGGAAAAGAAAGCAUGGAUUUAAUUGGAAAGCACGACAACAGAAGGAAACUAAUGUUGACAGGUCUGCAGAAAAGAAGAUAAAAUUAGAUAUUGAGGAUAAAGAAAAAUCUGGAUUUGAUGACAGCAAUGCUCUUGUUUUACCAUCAGAGAAGAGGUCUGCAAAACUAAAACAAGAAACAGAUGGACCAACUGUCAAAAAGCUAAGCAAAAAAGAAAGGAAAAGAUUGCAGAAAAUUAUUGAACAGAAGGAGAAAAAAAAUAAGAGAGCGUCAUUAUUAGAAUCAUUGUCAGCUGUGCAAGCAACUUCAGAGGAAUUAAAGCAUCUUGCUAGUAUUGCAGAAGUUCAAACAGGAAAGUUUAAAAAAAAAUUAUUAUCAAAAACUGAUGAUGAUGAAAGGCCGAGGAAUGCAGUUGCGGGAAGUAACAAAAAGAAACAUAGUAUGGAAAGUGAUGAUGGUGACAUAAGUGAGGACUCAGACAGUUCAAUUCACACUUCUGACAUGUCCUCAGAUGAAGAGGAAGAAAAGGAAGUGGUACAAGAAGAGGACAAGCACACUGGUUCAAAGACCCUCGAAGAAGAGGAAGAUAUAAAAUCUAAAAAAUCAGAGACAGAUAGCGGCUGUGAUGAGAAGAUGUCAGAGGACUCAGAAACAAUUAAAAGUGGGGAUAUUUCCGUAAAAACAGCAGAGAAGAAAGUCAUGGAGCAUAACCCUGUUUUGAAUAUUCCUGUUAACAGAAAAGCAGAUGUACAGGAAGCAAGAUUAAAGCUGCCUAUUUUAGCAGAGGAACAAAUUAUUAUGGAAACUAUAAAUGAGAACAGUGUGACAAUCAUUUGUGGAGAAACAGGUUCCGGGAAAACAACCCAAGUGCCGCAGUUCUUGUAUGAAGCUGGAUAUGCCCAAGGUGAUGGCAUCAUUGCAGUGACAGAGCCAAGGAGAGUAGCAGCCAUCAGUAUGUCCUAUAGAGUGGCCGCAGAGAUGAACCUCAGCAGUCGGGAGGUAUCAUAUCAGAUAAGAUAUGAAGGAAAUGUGACAGAAAAUACCAAGAUCAAAUUCAUGACUGAUGGAGUUUUGUUAAAGGAAGUACAAAAGGAUUUUCUUCUGACAAAGUACAGUGUUGUAAUUAUUGAUGAGGCCCACGAGAGGAGUGUAUACACAGACAUAUUGAUUGGUCUCCUCUCACGGAUUGUCCCCCUUAGACACAAGAAAGGGAAUCCCCUGAAGCUGAUCAUUAUGUCAGCCACACUGAGGGUAGAAGACUUCACAGAAAAUCGAAGACUGUUUAAAAUAGUGCCUCCUGUGGUCAAAGUGGACUCGCGUCAAUUUCCUGUCACCAUCCAUUUCAAUAAAAGAACUCCUAUGGAAGGCUUCCUUAAUGAGGCAUACAAAAAGGUUUGCAAAAUACACAGAAUGCUGCCAAGUGGAGGAAUCUUGGUAUUUGUCACGGGACAACAAGAAGUGUACACGCUGUGUAAAAAACUCAAGAACACAUUUCCUGAUAAUCGCGGACAAAAAGAACACCCUAAAGAAAAAACUAAGAAAGGCAGAAGAAGGAAAUCUGACAAGAAGAAAGACGAUGUGAUGCCUUCAAUUAAUCUGGACAAUUACUCUGUGGAUCCCAUUGACGAGGAAGAGGAAAGAGAGGCUGGAGAGGACUCGGACUUUGAACUGUUAGAUGAUAUAGACCUGGAUGACAGUGUACAAAUGAGUUCUGAUGAGGAGGGCCAGAGUAAACAAGUGUGUACAGAGCCAUUGUAUGUGCUGCCAUUAUUUUCUCUGUUGUCCACAGAGAAACAAGCCAAGGUUUUUGUUCCUCCGCCUGAGGGGUGCAGACUGUGUGUGGUAGCGACCAAUGUGGCAGAGACAUCACUCACCAUUCCUAACAUCAAGUAUGUGGUGGACACUGGCAAGGUGAAGACAAAAUUUUACGAUAAAGUUACAGGUGUAUCGACAUUUAAGAUUGUUUGGACAUCCAAGGCAGCAGCCAAUCAGAGGGCUGGAAGAGCUGGGCGUGUCGCUCCUGGUCAUUGUUACAGGUUGUACUCUUCUGCUGUAUUCAACGAAGACUUUGAAAAGUUUUCCCCUGCAGAAAUAACAAGAAGACCUGUGGAUGAUUUGAUUCUGCAGAUGAAGGAUAUGAACAUUGAGAAAGUUGUCAACUUCCCAUAUCCUACACCUCCUGAUAUUGAACAAAUUAAGGCUGCAGAAAACUUGUUGAUAUCACUUGGUGCUCUAGCUGUGGAACAAGUACCAAGGCCGUUGUCACGGCGAGGCAGACGGAAGCCCCCUGAUGUAGUCAGUCGUAUAACCCCCCUAGGACGAGCCAUGGCCUGUUUUCCUGUUUCCCCCCGCUAUGCCAAGAUGCUGUCCUUGGGUCACCAGCAGGGACUAUUGCCCUAUGUUGUUGCUGUCGUGGCAGCUCUCUCUGUACAGGAAGUGUUUGUUGAAUUCCACAAAUCCUCUGAAGAUAAGGCCGAGUUUCAAGAGAAACUGAAAUACAUGACACAGAUCAAAAGAAUGUGGGCUGGCUCUGGCCAUUCUCUCCUGCUGGGCGAUUUGAUGGUCUUGCUGAAAGCAGUAGGUGCCUGUGAAUACCAAGGGGCCUCACCUGAGUUCUGUGAGAAACAUGGAAUCAGGUACAAGGCCAUGAAGGAGAUCAGAAAGUUACGAGCCCAGUUAACCAAUGCAGUGAAUACAGUCAUUGAUAAUGCCAACUUGUGUGUGGACCCUAAACUUGACCCCCCAAAUGAUCUGCAAGCUAAGCUCCUGAGGCAGAUUGUUCUAGCUGGCCUAGCAGAUCAUGUAGCAAAGAAAUGUCCAGACCCAGCACCUAAUGCUGAUGAAGAGGCCAAGAAAUUGAAGCAUGCUUACUUUUGUACGGAGCUUGAGGAGCCUGUGUUUAUCCAUCCCCUAUCUGUGCUGUACAAGCAGAAGCCGGAAUACAUAGUGUAUCAGUACAUACAAGAAACCUCCAAAGUCUAUAUGAAAGGGAUCAGUGCAAUAGAGCCCGAAUGGUUGCCAGUCUUUGCGCCAUACCACUGUACAUUUUCAAAACCAUUAGAGAGCCCAGAGCCCUCGUACAGUAGCAGCAAGGGUCAGGUGGUGUGUCACAUGACUUGCACAUUUAGCAGAUGUUCAUGGCCAGUCCCACCAGUAGAGCUCGAGUAUCCAGAAGGCUUAGACAGAUACAGAUGGUUCGCUCGUUUCUUGCUGGAGGGAAAAGUAGUGCCAAAAUUGAAACAAUUUGGAGAUGAUCUCCUAUCCACUCCUGUCACAAUGAUCAAGUCAUGGGCCAAAUUACAGCCUAGGACUGAGGUUCUUUUGAAAGCUUUAGUCUCCAAGGGUGUGGACAACAGAGAUUCUUUGUUAAAAGCAUGGAGAACAGAUCCAACAUAUCUGCUUUCUGAAUAUUCACAGUGGCUACCAUUGUCAAAACAUGGUGACUUGAAAGACUGUUGGCCUCCUGCUACGUGAUAUCUGGGGCCUUCUGUUGAUUAUUACACCGAGAGGCUUCAUUGUUUAUGUGCAAGUGUAGGUUGUGUGGUUGGAUACAUUGUUAAAGAGUCAUACAAUUGCUGUUAUUACUGGUAUUUGAAAUAAAACUACCAAAUUUU